This is a messenger RNA of Paraphaeosphaeria sporulosa, 776 nucleotides long. RefSeq lists its product as uncharacterized. The record is from RefSeq and is a predicted model, not a curated record. NCBI's taxonomy places the organism in Eukaryota, Fungi, Ascomycota, Dothideomycetes, Pleosporales, Didymosphaeriaceae. The transcript is spliced from 3 exons. Bases 326 to 748 code for a protein of 140 amino acids.
CCCCACUAAGUGAAGCCCAAUAAUUGUGGCUCCAUCCGUCCACUGGUGGAGAUGAUGCUUACAUUGCCUCGUGGGGAACCGACUCAGUGCCCAUUUUGUCUUCGUUAGGAGUCUCGGCCCGCUUUACCCAAUGUGGACAUUUAUCACGGGGAGCAGAAGAGGAGAAGAUGUCGCAAUCACCAAAUACCACAUACAGAGAGGAAGAAAUACGUAGUGAUGCGAUUACCUAUCAUGCUCAGCAUAAGCAAAAGUCUAUAUAAUAUACAACGUUCCGGCUGCAUACCUAGCAUUACAUUCACUCGUAAACCUCAAGAAACAAGCAAUCAUGUCACAAAGAGCCGUUCCCCUCACUGUCAUCAAAGGCGCAGGUCAUGAAUACAUACCUAUUCCUGAGGGCGAGAGUGCAAUCGUCGCAGACUUCCACUCUGUCCGAACCGAAACCAAAGACAACCCCUCCUACCUGACCUCAGGGUUCUACCGGAUCCAACCUGGCCCCACGCGCAACAUCCCAUCCUACACCUACGAAGAAACCAAGUACGUUCUCUCAGGACAAAUCGAUGUACUGGAUGAAGCAACGGGCGUCACACAUCAUUUGGUGCCUGGAGAUUUCGCGUUCUUCCAUGUAGGCACAAAGUGCCAGUUCAGCAGCAAAAGUGGGGGCUUAGCUUUUUUCGCGGUUACGAGGCCAAUCAUUACGCAGCAUCCGGGUCUACAGGGGAGGGAGGAGAAGAUUGCGAGCAAGCUUUAGGAAUCAUGUGGUCAUUCAUUGGAGACUC